Molecule: messenger RNA, 2493 nt
Organism: Tripterygium wilfordii
Lineage: Eukaryota; Viridiplantae; Streptophyta; Magnoliopsida; Celastrales; Celastraceae
Product: AP2/ERF and B3 domain-containing transcription factor At1g50680-like
Exons: 2
Coding region: 1232-2245 (337 amino acids)
Biological process (GO): regulation of DNA-templated transcription
Molecular function (GO): DNA binding; DNA-binding transcription factor activity
Source: RefSeq, a predicted model, not a curated record
CUUCCCUAGUUAUUUUUAUUUAAUUAAUUUUGAGCCUAGUGUCUCUCAAUCGAGCCUCUUAUAGUGCGCCUUGGGCGAUAGGAGCCAUUUGCUCCUUAAGUACACAUCUAGCAUUUACAACUAUGUAACUUUUACAUUAGUUUUUUGUUGGAUCGGUGGUGAUGGUUAAGGCUGUUGUUGCUGAUAAUAUGCUUACUUUGGAAAUUGAAGUGUCCUUUAAAAAUCAUGUGUAAAAUAACUAUUUUUUUUUCCUGAAUAGCUUGGUUUUGUGGAAGACUUCGGUGCUAGUUCUAUUCAGUAUUUCAUACAUAUAUGUGGUAGGAUUGUUUCACUUUAAGGUCGUGCAGUGUAAGAUAAAGGAAUACAUGCAUUAAGAGUAUGAUAUGGUGUCAACCUUCGCACAAGCCUAUUGGUGGCCUACUUCUUAUUGAUUUGAAUCAGCUGGACAAGAUACCGGGUUCUAUUCUCCCCCUCCGUUCCCCCUCUCGCUAAAAAGAUCAUAAAUUAUCGAGAAAAAAAAAUGGAGUCAAUCCUUGUCAGUCCGUGAGUACUUCCCAAUUGUGUGUUCUUGUUUACCAUAUUAUGAUUUUUGGCUGAAGGUUUAUAAGAACAGUAACCGGUUUGUGACAUCUGCCAGCUUGUCUUGUCACUUUCUUGGCAGAUCUAUAAGUUCUUCUCUCUAUAUCAUUCUUGGGGGAGAGUUUGACCAAGGUUUAGUGCAUGCCCUUCGUAGCUCUGUUUAUUGUUUCCAGUUUUUCCGUUCUUGUAUUUUUUACUGGAUCUGAAAAUGGAUGUUUGUAUGGCCAUUUAUUGUGAUAUGAACUGGAGACAAAAUUCUUAGGUACGCACAAGUGUGUAUGAUCUCUUUUCUGACAAGUUAAUUGAGAAAAUUGACAGCGAUGAAAUGAGAUUGUCUCUGAAGGGCUUUCAUCCGUUCAUGCCUCGAUAGAAAUGUAGAUGACUAUCUGUUCACCUUCAUGCAUAAGUGUGCAUCUUGUGCAGGAUGUGAAGUGAGAUUGUAAAACUAAUAGUUGGACAAGAAUUUUUGGCCAUUCAUCUUGGCUGUUUAUGUGUUUCAGCUGCAAAGAAAGUACACAACAUUCUUUUUCUAAAAGCAUUGAAAUUUUCACCAUAUGUCUUGAGUAUCGCAUAAGGUACUUCUUUUGAUGCAGUCUUAGGUGAGUUUAAGGAGUUCAGUCAACCUAAGCAUUUCCCACUAAUCAGAUUUCCAAUGGAAGGAGAAAUGGAGUGCUUGAUUUCAAGUAGCAUGGUUUCGGAUUCAAAUAGCAGCACCCAUCAGCAUCCUGCAAGCAAAGAAGGCAGGUAUGUUGGCAGUAGUUUAAAAUUCAAAGGUGUGGUACCACAGCAAAAUGGUCACUGGGGUGCACAAAUAUAUGCUAAUCACCAAAGAAUUUGGCUUGGAACUUUCAAAGCUGAAAAAGAAGCAGCUAUGGCUUAUGAUAGCGCAGCAAUCAAACUCCGCAGUGGAGAUUGUCACAGGAAUUUCCCAUGGACCAACAUCACUGUCGAGGAGCCAAAAUUUCAGUGUCUCUAUAGUUCUGAAGCAGUUCUUAACAUGAUAAGAGACGGUUCUUAUGCAUCCAAGUUUGCAGAUUAUAUAAGGACUCGUUCCCAAAGCGUGCAGGCCGGAGUUGGUCUUAAUCCGGCAACAGCGCCUGGCAAUGUAGGUGUAUUAUUCAAACAAAUGUUCCAAAAGGAACUCACUCCAAGUGAUGUUGGUAAGCUGAAUAGGCUAGUCAUCCCAAAGAAAUACGCUGUUAAGUUCUUCCCAAAUAUGUUUCAAGAUGCGGAAGAACUUAUGAUUGAUGGGAAGGCGGGUGGCGUUCAGCUAGUUUUCUAUGACAGGUCGAUGAGGCAAUGGAAAUUUAGGUAUUGUUACUGGAGCAGCAGUCAGAGUUUUGUGUUCACUAGUGGUUGGAGUCGAUUUGUGAAGGAAAAUCACCUAAAGGCUAACGACACAAUCACAUUUUAUAAUUGCAAGGCUGAAGAGGCAGGUGCAUUUUUCAUGAUUGAAGCUGACAAGGUUGAAAGUAACACUGUUACUGGAACUCUGAAGAUGUCCAACCAGUGUGUGGAGACUCAAGCUGAAUUGCAGCUCGGCGGAGUUGCAGAUAAAGAAUGUGGGAGGGUGGUCGAAGAAGACGAGGAACCAAUGCAAGCUGAGCCAACAUGUGAUGGUGAGAGAAAGUGUUUAAAACUUUUUGGAGUACAUAUCAUGAUCUGAAGGCGAAGUAGGUGUUUUGACACUGUUGACAUCUUUAAAAGGGUUGUCCAAAGGUUUGGCCAAAGUAUUAAUAUGGCCAAACCAUAUUGUUUCGUAAUUAGUUUCUUUUUUUUAAAAAAAAAUUAUAAUCUUGGUUGCCAAAAGUUUGGCCAAAGUAUUUAUAUGGUCAGAACUUAUUGGAAGCUUUUGAUAACAUUGUUGGGAGUAACAUUUGUUUCUUUUUCUUUGAUUUCAUUUUCUUCUUAUCG